CAUGUCAUCAUCACUUGCGUUAGAGAUAUCGAUCCUUUGUUGAAGGAUUUGAAUGAAAAGAAGCAAAGUUUUAGAAGAAAUGUUGUGUCUUUAGCAGCUGAGUUGAAGGAGGUUAGCGUUUGGCAUUCAGAGCAGUCUUUUGUUAAAGAGAGCCUAACAAGACAGGUUUGCAGAAACAAAGGUAAGAACAUGGAGGAAGAGAUUUGUAGAUUGCAGAAGGCAUUGGAGGAGAGGAGACAGCUUGAGGCUUCAGCUUCUAAUACUGAGAAGUACCUGAAGCAAUUGGAUGAUCUUCGAGUUCAGCUUUCAAGCACUCAAGCAACUGCAGAUGCAAGUGCUGCCUCAGCUCAAGCAGCUCAGCUUCAAUGUUCAGCAUUGGUUAAAGAAUUAGAUGAGAAGAAUAGCUCGUUAAAGGAACAUGAGGAUCGUGUAACUAGGCUAGGAGAACAAUUAGAUAAUUUGCAGAAGGAUCUUCAGGCAAGGGAAUCUUCCCAAAAGCAACUGAAAGAAGAAGUUUUGAGAAUUGAGCAUGAUAUUAUGCAAGCUGUCACCAAGGCUGGGGCAAACAAAGAUUGUGAACUGAGGAAGCUGUUGAACGAGGUUUCUCCAAAGAAUCUUGAGAAGAUCAAUAAACUUCUUGUUGUUAAGGAUGAAGAAAUAGCCAAACUGAGAGAUGAAAUAAGGAUUAUGUCCGCCCAUUGGAAGCUCAAAACUAAAGAACUGGAAUCACAGUUGGAGAAGCAGCGGCGAGCUGAUCAGGAACUGAAGAAGAGGGUGUUGAAGUUGGAGUUCUGCCUCCAGGAAGCUCGUGCGCAGACACGAAAGCUUCAAAGGAUGGGAGAGCGAAGGGACAGAGUGUUGAAAGAACUACGAGAACAGUUGGUGGGGAAACAACAAGGUGCACCGGUGGGUAUGGAGAAACAGAAUUUCUGGGAAACCUCUGGUUUUAAGAUAGUUGUUUCCAUGUCAAUGUUGAUCUUGGUGGUCUUCUCAAAGCGAUGAAACAUUAUGUAUUGUAGUUAUCCUUGUGUAUAAGGCCAUGGUGUAGCAACCUUAAGUCUAGUUUGUGAAGAGUUUAGGAAAAAGCUGUAGAGCCAUUUUGCUUGUAGAAAUGCUGCUUGGUUGUAGAGGGUCUUUUUCUUGCUUAGUGUCAAUGGAGAACAUUCCUUUUUUUUUUAUUCUCACAACUAGAAACAUUUGCAACACUUUCUCUGGUAUGUUGAACAUGUAGGUGUAGCAAUGGAGUCGUUACUACCACAGUACAGGUAUGAAACAAGGAAAAGAUCAAAUGACAGAAUUUUGUAAUGUGGAAGCCAACACUUGUAACAUUGGAUAGUAGAAGUUAUAGAUGAGGUGGAUGUAUCAUAUUAUUUAUAUGUUUUUCUUUGAUUAAAUUGU
Messenger RNA from Pistacia vera, 1398 nucleotides. RefSeq names its product nuclear envelope-associated protein 2-like. Lineage: Eukaryota; Viridiplantae; Streptophyta; Magnoliopsida; Sapindales; Anacardiaceae. The record is from RefSeq and is a predicted model, not a curated record.